AUUCUGAUUUUAGGAGCUGACUGGCUGCAGGGUCCACAUGUCUACGCAUUAUUUUCCAGUUAUGGAAUGACAUCCAAGCAAAUCAACCAGCUUUUUGUGGUAGGAUUUGGUUCCUCCAUGGUUUUUGGUACAGUUUUGGGCUCGUUUGCUGAUAGACUGUGAGUUUGUAAUUCUGGUUUGCCCGCAUUAUUCAUAUUUUGUCGUCUUGACUCGUAUAAAGAAUAGUUUGUUAUUAUGCCUAAACUUUUCCAUAUCAAAACUCACAGGGAAGCAAACAUUAUUAGCUAGUGCAGCUGUCAGUUUCUCCUGCUCUUUGAAGAGUAGGGUAAAUAUUGCUUGUGGAGACUUAGUGAAAUUCUAUAUUUUCUUUUACAGAGGAAGAAAAUUUAAUUGUAUUCUUUAUGGAGUGCUGUAUGGAGUGGAUUGCCUGUCAAAGGUAUGGCGACAUUGGCUUGGUGAAACCAAUUUUAUUAAGGAUACUUUAUUUACUUAUUUGCCAUAAUUAGACAUGAUGGCGCAGUUCAGCCCAAAAGCCGGCUGAAUGGAGGCCUGCAUAAACAAUAACAAGGCCUGAGACUACAACACUGGGAGCCAUGUUCCCCAUUCCUGGAGAAGUAAAUGGGUUCUUAUAUGUCCCCUGCUAACCAGUACAGAGAAGGGGUCAGAGAUGGGGUCAACGGUUUAUUGUCCUAAUCUGAGAAAACUAGAAUAACUAGCUAUUGGCAGAUGUCACAGCAAAGGCAGUGCAUUCCCCACAAUUAUUUUAAGACCCUGAGUGUUGGUUUGUCGGUUUGAAGCUUGAACUGUCAACCUCUCACACAGCAGGAUAGAGAGUGGUAGAAUGGCUUGGGCAUUUGAUGCAAAUGGAAAUGCUGUGGAGUUGAUUUGUCAAAAAGUCUUGGUAACUUAACAGGCCAAUAACCUUAAUCUUAAAUCUAAAUCUCACAAACAGUAGUGGACCGUUGGAUAAUUGACACAAAAAGCCAGGAAACCAUCAAUCAUAUAAUCAACAAGUUUAUUUGAAGGAAUUAUUUGAUCUGAAACAUACAAUUAAGCAAUAUAAUAUGAAACAUUCAAGUAUUUACAACACCGAUUAUAAAAGUGGAUAAUAAACCAACAGUACAAGCUAAACUAAUUGAAACUUACUUCUGUCACCAGUUUCCCGUUAAAUUGAUCAUUUGGUGUAACUUUUAUAAAACUGGUUAGCAAACACGUGUAAGAACUGAACUGAACUGAAACCUAAUGAACUUGACAUAUGAAACAAUUAAAAGUGUCAAUUACAUUGUUUGUGAUCAUUGUCAAUCAUUAAUAAUAUUUUGUCACCGUAACAAGUAGCAAUUACUGGUUUUAAGCCAAUCCAUUUGUUGGGCUGGUAUGGAGACCUUACAGUUUAUUUCAUUAAAGUUUAUUGCACCUCACAAUUAUACUUAAUAUUAUUAAGGGGGAUUGUUAUAAUCUAAUUUUUUCAGCAUGUACCCAGUUACUGGGUGUUGUUGGUUGGUCGUGUAGCCGGUGGAAUGGCGACAUCCAUUUUGUUAAGUGCUUUUGAAUCAUGGGUAGUCUGUGAACAUGACAAGGUAUUGUUGGGAAUUUUUGUCUGAAUGUAAGUCUAAAUAGAAUCAUAUUUGAAAUCUUUUCGGCUGUGAUUAUUAAACUGUGGGUCUGUGUCCUGGUCUCUCUUUGCAAAUUUAAGGAACUAAUGUGAAUGCACCCUAUCUAAUAAUGAAACCAGGCCAUCCUUUAAUGAAAAACUUGAAACUUUCUAAUAAAGGUUGAAUUUACUUGAUACUGAUGUCCAGAGUCACUGAAGUGGGAGAUUUAUAAAGCUACCCAGGAGACUGGAAGAUUCAUCCAAGCUAUCUGAGAGACUCCCAGAAAAUCUAAGUGAUUUGGCAUACGUGGGAAAAUUAUACUAUGCUCAAGGAAAUCCUUACCCCCUCACCCCCUCACCCCUUUCAGAAAAGAAAAUAUUGAUUGUGACUCAAAAUGUAACUUUUUAUUUCUUAACAAGACAUAUAGAGGAGUAACCCGAUUUAGUAUCCAUUUUGUUUCAGGGAGGAUUUAGUAAAGAUUUGCUUAGUGACUUGUUUUCAAAUGCCUUUCUGGGGAACUCCUUGGUUGCCAUUGUCUCAGGCCUGGUUGCUCAAGUCUUUGCGAGUCAUUUUGGUUUUAUGUAAGUUUAUCUCAGAAGCUUAACAGUAAGUCUGUUGGACUCCAGGUCCAAUGUCUGGGCUUGAGAUCUGAGGGGGGAGGUAGUUGGGGGUGGGAUUAUUGGGGGGUUAGUACCUCUCUCCACUCAGGAUUAUAAAUGGGAACCAGGAGACUAUCAAGGAAGCCUGACAUAAUGCCGGUGUAGGGGAGGGGGAGGGGCGAGGUAACCUGGAUGGACUUAAGCCUCUUAACUAAGAAUCAGGGACAGUAGGAAUACUCCUCAUUACCUCAUGCCACAGCUGUCUGGAUAAGGUCUGGCACACUAUGGCAAGUUGACUGCAUACCUCACUUUUAUCAAGCUGGGAGUAGCCAGAAGGGUUUCCUGUGGGGUGUGGUCAGAAAAAUCAAGGUUUUUCCACCAAAAAUUUGAUUGGGCUGUACUUUUUUUGAGCUUGUCCUACCUGUACUUUUAUGGUCUAUGUGUUUUUCCAGAUUCUGGAUUUUGUAUCCAAAUAGUCAAAUGACUUAAAAAUUAAGUUCUUAUUGUGUUGCUGGUAUUUAUUAUUUCUGAUUAGCCUCCCUUACAAAGUUUUUAUUUUGCCAGUCUUUUUAUUGGUUACCAGUAUAUUUUCAAUCAGUCUGUAAUUGAAAUUGCUGUACAGUGGUGCAGAACUGUAGGAUUAUGUGCUCUGUAUUAACCUUUUACAGCCUAACAUCAGUACACAUAGUCUCCAUACUGUUCUCUACACAUUUCCUUAGGUGCUGACAAGGAGAAUUAGCUUAACGAUCCAGAGCGUCUGUAGUUGUUGAUCAUUUCUAUUAUUCUCAUGACCUUAAUGUGUGAUUCAGGCUUGAUAUUGUAGGGAGAAAUUAGAUGCUAGUCACUCUUAGGGUUAAAGGGUUAAGCUUAGUAUUUUCAUUCUGAUAAUUGCUGAUUGUAGUUAAGCCCACAUAACAUUGCUUUGCUCUCUGUCAUUGCUCGGUGAUAAAAGUAAUGGUGAUGUUUUAUACUGCUGUCAAGCUUCAGCAGCCACAUGUACAUGUAGGUUAUACAAUUGUCCUAAAUCACAUUAAGCUCUGAACAGUUUAAUGAUAAAGAUAUCUGUUCACAUUGCAGAGCUCCAUUUAGUCUGUCAUUUGUACUGCUGGUCCUUACAAGUGGAAUUAUCUGUUGCUGUUGGACAGAAAACUAUGGAAAUAUUAGCAGUGAUACAAGGCUCUCUGUAAUUUGGCAAGGAAUGCAAGUUAUUAGACAGGGUCAGUAAAAGAAGAUGAAUUUAAGAUUCACUUGUAUGGUUCUCUCUGUAGUAUGAUUUAUCAUUCAUUUGGUUGUGAGUUGUCAUCAAAUCUUCUUUGUUAUCAGAUCCAAAAGUUUUUUGCCUCGGACUGAUACAGUCUUUGUUUGAGGGAUCGAUGUACUCUUUUGUGUUAGAAUGGACUCCAGCUCUCACUCCUGGUAAGUUAUCUCAUAAAUAUGACUAAUACUUAUCUGUUGGGGAGGGGGUGGGGAAAAGAUUACAUUUCCGAGAAAGUCUGUACUCGAGCUAAGUGGCCCACCCAGCCAGAGCUUAUCUCAGUUUCCUUAGCAUGAAGAGACCAGGAGUAUUGCUACUCCCCCUUGGAUGGAAUAAUAGUCCAUUGCAAGGUUACCCCCCCCCCCAGAAUUUUAUCUGAAUGGAGAGAGGCACUGCAAAAGUAAAGUGUUUUGCCAAAGAACACAACAUGCUGAUCCAACAAAGUCUUGAGACCGGUCCUCUCCAACCAGAGUCCAGUGCAUUAAUCAUUAGGUUACCAGGUCUCCCUCUUUAGAGUUACUGUAAUACAAUAAAAAUUAAAUAAUAUAACACAAUCACAAGAUUUAAAACAGCUGUCAUUUUUACUCUGUGCAUUGUUUUGAGAAUUUUUAGAUUCAGGAGUAGGCAUAAAUAAUGUUGACCAAGACAACAUUCCACAUGGAUGGAUAUUUGCUUCUUUCAUGGUAAAGUAAAGAAUUAAUGGAUGUAACUGUUAAGAAAAAUUUUAUAUUAGACCAAUAAGAAAUUUUUGUGUGAUUAUGAGUUGUAAAAGAGAGGAAAAAGCACAGACUGCUCCAAUACAAAAAUUAAAAAAUGCUCAAAUUUGAAGAAUUUCAUCCUACCCCUAAUUUUCAGUUUCUGUAUCAUGAAUAACUUGUGUGGGAUUUCAUUUGGUGUGGUUAAAUGAGGUGAGAAUUCACACUCCAGAAAGACUUUUUUUUAUGUAAAAAAACGUUUUUUGUUGUUCUAGGUGUCUGUAAUGCUUGGUUCACAUGUCUUUAAGUUACUCUCUAGAGUAACUUCUGUGGAGUCAUUUUUGAGGUACAGUGCACAGUAGAAUUGUUUCCAUUACUACUUUUGGUUUAGCCUCUGAGCUUGAGACCCACCUCACUAAACCUAUUAUCAAGGCUGUGCUCUAGGAAAAUUUUCAGGGCGCCCGAAGGGCGCCUAACCAUGACAAGUAGGUCGCCCAGGUCGCCAAAUAUGGUGCUGAUAAACAUCUUGCAUGCCACGGACGAAGCUAAUUAAAUAAACACAAAUUAGCAUAGAGGAAGGUUUCGUUUUAUUAAUCAAGCGCUCCACUAUUGAAACUGUUGAAACACAAAAUCAUGUGAAACAAUAUUACAUAACACACGCGACAACUUCUUCUUGUUGUCCUGCCGAAUAUUUUUUAGUUCUGCAAAUGUCAUCAAAUUAGCAAGUAAAAUUAUAAAAUGUUAGUUACAAUCAGUUGCUCGCUUUAUCGCGUCGUUCAAUGGACAAGAAACCUGGGCCAUGUACUAUAUUAAUAAACCGGAAGAGAAACCACCGAAGCGAAGCAAGACCCAUGACCUAACUUAAUAUUUAACCUAAAUGUACAGAUCACGCAGGCUAUUGAUUGCACUGCGCUUUCAGCGCUUUUGCUUUUCGGGCUAACGGGAGCCGGGGAGCACGAUGGAGUUUCUUUAUGUUUCGUUCCGUUCCGUUUCUACACGUUUGCUGGUUUCGUUUCGGGUUUCAUACAAGCCGAAAUCUAUGCGCCCGGACGGGCGACCGCUUUUCUUUUUCAGUCGCCCGAGACCAAAUGUUAGUCGCCUGAGGCGACCGGGCGCCCCUAGAGCACAGCCUUGAUUAUAUAGGGAUCUGUAACCCUUUAUCUCCCAGAAGUGGUAAACAGGUAAUGUCUCCAUAUAUUAUCCAUGAAUUAUCCACCAAAAAGGUCAUGGGAAAUCUCAAACUUAUCAGGUUGAAGUUAUCUUGAUCCAGCACCAAAUUCUUCUAAAUGAUUUACAAGGAAAUGUGUAGCAGCUUGACAGGAGAAUUAACAAUUGGAUCUUGGUUUAGCUUGUGAGAAACCUUUAUUAUUACUGCUUGGCAUAAUUGUUUCUUUUCCAGCAGGAAAGUAUGAGGCCUUGAAUAAUGCAAGCUGGGGGGAGGCCUGCCAGGGGAAAUAGGGCCAGACCCCUCUUAAACCUCUCCUCGACUCUUUUCAAAUCUACCUGCAGGCAGAGAAAUACUUUCCUGCAGUGUUGAUAAUGAUGGGCUGCUUGCUAGCUACCUUUUGGUUAAGCAUUACAAUACUUAGGUUGAGAUCCACCUCAGUAAAACUUCUAUAUAGGGGUCUGUAACCCUUUAACUCUCAGAAGUGGUAAAAAGGUAACUUCCCUUUUAUUAUUCAUGAAUUAUCCAUCAAACAGGUAACGAGAAAUCUCAAACUUAUCAGGUAGAAGUUAUCUUGAUCCAAAACCAAAUUCUUCUAAUUGAUAUACAAGGAAAUGUGUAGUAGGUAGAGGGGAGAAUUAAUAAUCAGAUCUUUGGAGUUAAAAGUUUAAGAUGCUAGUGACCCUUGAAGGCUGAAUGUGUCAAUAUGAUUGAAAGGUUUGAAAACUUCAUAGUUUAAAGUUCAAGUAAAACAAAAUUAAAACAAAAUUAAUAAAUAACAAACAAAUAAUUCAGCAGAGUGUGAUGGAAAUGAAAAAGCCUUAAGAGAUGUUGUAAUAAAGUAUCCAAUAGUAUGUAAUACAGAUGUAUAUGUAUGCCAGUUGCAUUAUUUCUAAGAACCAGUUUGAGGUGGACACUAGCAAGAGUUGCAUGGAUUGAGGUGUAACACAUUUUUCCACAGACCUGUAUUUGGAAUGGCAGCCCUGUCGUUGAUCACUCCUAUAGUUUUUUCAAAGGUUUGUUUACAGUUCAGAGUAGUGUAACCUGUAAAUGGAGAACCAACCUUGAUUGAAGGCAAGCUGUUAACCCUUUCACUCCCACAAGUGACCAAGACAGAAUUUCUCCUUACAAUAUCAAUACAAUAUCAAGCAGGUGGGUGAUGAGAGAAUAGAGAAGAAUAUCAAUAAUGGGAUUAUUAGUUGAUCCAAUACCAAAUUCUCUGAACCGACAUCAUAAGAAUUGUAUGGCAGAUAGUAAGGAGAAUUACUAAUUAGAUCUUGGGAGUGAAAGGGUUAAAGAACUGUUAAGAGGUGUUGACUUUUUUGUUAUCUUAAAUUCCCUCCUCACUACUUACAUCUACAUGUAAGAGGCUCUUGAAUUUAUGAGUUAAAUUUUAUUUUUUAUACCCCAAAUCUUCAAUAUAUUCGGGAAAUUUUUUUAAAAGCAGGAAAGUUUAGCCCAAAAGUAAUUGAGUAUCGAAGACACCAAAAAAAGGCUUAAGAUAGCAAAAUUGCCUCAUGUGUUUUGGGACAAUUUUUGAUAAAUGUUUGUGUAGCUGACAUGUACGCUUGCUGCCAGAAUAAAUCUGGUUCUGUUGUCCAGCCUAACAAAAUAAUGUUACCUCAAAUUAUUCAAGUAAGUUGCAGUGAUUUCUUUUAUUGAAAAGUAAUGUUUCUUCAUGCCAUGUUGAAUGGUGUCCUGUUAAAAUCAACACAUUCUCUAUGUGUUACUCUGUUACUAGAAAUGAAAGGGUCCUCACUUGCCCUCCUCGUUGAGUACCUUCUUGCCUGGAGUUUAUGGAAAUUGUAUUCUUACUUUUAAUUGUAUGAUUUCUGUAAGAUUUCAAGUUUCUUUUCAUUUCCAUCAUGUAGAACCAAUCUGUUGUUUUUGUUGGAUUCUUGGUGUUUGAGUUUUGUGUUGGUAAGAUAUUGAUGUAACUCAACUUACAAAUAAAAGAAAAAUCAAGUUUUAUCUCCACUCGGCUUCUGGUUUGUGGAGGAAUGGUAAAAUUUACUAUGGAUAAACUCUAACAGGCAAAAACUGAGAAGGGUACAGUACCCUACCAUCAAAACCUGACCCAACUUAGUACCCCAAAAAAGUAUUUCUCUCCCAUAACAAGCAUGCUUGUGGUGCUUUAAGCACAACAAGAAUCUUGUGUUUUUCUUUUUGUUUUGUCUUGUCUUUUCUUUCUAAGCUAAUCAGGAAUAGGUUUUUCUUUCCCAUGCUCCAUAAAAUGAAGGAAAACUCGUGCCGCCCUCUCGACCAAUCAGAUGCAGAGCUAAGUACUUAGUCCUUCGCGUCUGCUCGCGGCUGAUUGCUUGAAUUCACUGCGAGUUUUCAUUGGCCUCUGAAAUUUUUCCUUAUUUUGAUUGGCCAUUGUCAUUAAUUUGGUUGUGGUUUCCUUGACACUGCAAAGAAAAACAGCCCAUAAUUUUUAAUUAGAAGGAUACCACUAAGCUUGUCACAAUUCAUUAAAAUGGCAAUUUAUGUAUGUUUCGCUGAGCUAUGAUGUCAUAGCUUGUUGCCUUUUUUUUUUUCUUGAAGGAGUCUUCUGGCCAGCUAUGGGAGUGCUGAGAAGUAAAUACGUCCCUGAAUCAGGUAAUCGUUAUUUAUCUUAACUUUUGGAAGCUUUUUUUAAAAUUAUUUUUGAGUUUGACUUUAGAGAAUCAUAAUUAAGUAGGUAAAGCAUCUUGAUGGAAUGAUGUAUGUGUUGGGAACCCGGAAGGAAAGAUAUUCAAUAAAAAUUUCGUCGAAGGGAGAUAUUUGGUUCAAGUAACAAACUCGAUGUUAAUUCUCUUCUUGACUUGUGGUAUGGAGUUUACGAAUCUUUUCCCAAAAUUUGACUGUCAUGUUUUUUUCUUUAUUUUCAGCUCGUGCUACUGUCAUGAACAUAUUUCGUGUUCCUUUAAACCUUAUCGUCAUCACUCUUCUUGUUCAGGUUUGUUUGCGCGCUCUGCAAUGAAUCAGCUAGUUGUUUUUCAAUCAACACAGAUCUGCGGUUAUCUACCGAUUACAUUCGCAUCAAGCUGUGCGCAGGUAUUUUUUUAUUUAACAAAAUCUAUAGACUGGAUUGUUGUUUAAGGCAAAUUUUCCGGCUCGCGUUGCUCAAUCUACAUAGAUCCGAGAUUAUCUACCGGUUACACUAGCAUCAAGCUAUGUGCAGGUGGUUUUGUAGAAAGUAUAGAGACUGUUGACGGAAAAUUUUCUAAUUUGGUUCCUUAAAUAGCGACUACUUUCAUCUGAUCAGAGAAUAGCGUAAACUGUAACCGUGACACGUGAAUUCUGUGACCUCAGAGCUUCUCAAAUAUCUCAUAAUUUUAAAAUACAACGGUUAAAUGUGAUAGAGAGUUACGUGUGCACAGAUUUAAAAUUCAUUAUCAACUGGGUCGUUAGCGCUGCCUGACACGCUUUCUCCACUCGCGGAAAGAUUUGAAACAAGUCGGGGAGAGAUUCACCGGGGGUUUGGCACUCAUUGUCAGUACCAGACCCCGUGUAGUCCUCUCGUCGGAUCGCGUUGCUCAUACUUUCCCGCGGGCGAAGAAACACUCGUGCUGAUGCGAUGAUAACAAGGGUCUGCUCGAACGAUUAGAGUUAGAGUCCAUGCCUUUCUCCACGUUGUGGUGGUUACCUAAAUCUUUGUCUAAAGAUGAUCCCCUAGCAGAGAGGAAGGUUCCCUUUAUAAUAUUGCCAUUUGUGCCCCGAUGUACUUGAAGCAAAUACGUUAUAAACGUUUUGCAAAGUGGUUUAAACGUGAAACUGAAGUCAAAGAGGCACGAAUUUCACGGAAAUAGCUGUAAUGUUUGUCAUAUAUUUAGACAGUGAGAAGAAAAUAUUUUUAAGGGAAUUAACUUGUACUUUUUGAUCAUUAAUCAGAUGGACGGUUCUCUCUCAACAGGACUUGUACCUUCCAUCGGUGUUUUUUUGUUGUGUGGUGUUCUUGUCCAUCUGUUGUGCCGUGCAGCACUGGUUAUAUCACUUAUCUUUCCGUUUUUCAACUUCUACAGAUGACGUUAAAGGUGAGUCGUUGACAUUAGACUGA
Pocillopora meandrina is the source of this 9345-nucleotide messenger RNA. The record is from the annotation of a GenBank genome assembly. Lineage: Eukaryota; Metazoa; Cnidaria; Anthozoa; Scleractinia; Pocilloporidae.